Molecule: messenger RNA, 1113 nt
Organism: Prorocentrum cordatum
Lineage: Eukaryota; Dinophyceae; Prorocentrales; Prorocentraceae
Source: the annotation of a GenBank genome assembly
GGAGGAGGAGGAGGAGGAGGAGGAGGGGGAGGCAGUGGCUCUGGACCCAAUCGGGGCGGCCUGAACCCUCGCGGCGGCGAGCGACCGGGAGGGCGCCCCGCGGCCGGCGCUGCCCGCGCCGCUGGGGAGAGAGAGAGGGAGAGAGAGAGAUCGCCGCUCGGGCGCGCGCCUCCACGGGUCGAGCAUCAGUCGGGCAGCAGCAGCAGCAGCUCACUCGCCGGCAGCGGCCUCGGGCGGCAAAGACUGACGGCGGGCCCGGAGCUGCAGGGGCACGUCGUCGGAGGUCCACUUCGCCAGGUCCUCCCGCCACCGCGCGAGGCGCACGGGCACGCCGGGUCGGCCCGGCACGUGGCCCUCUGUAUCGUCCAGCGCCACGACGAGCGACUCCGCGUGCCAGGCCGAUCCUCCGCAAACCACAUCACGAAGGAACUCUGGUCGAACUCAGGCGACCCCUCCACCUUGCUGACCUCGAGCGGCUCGAAGUCUAUCUGGUACAGGUCGUGUUUGAGCUCCUCCUCGCUGCAGUCUCUAAGAUUCCAGGCCACCACCAGAGUCCUUGGCUUGGGCUUGGGCCGCCGGCGGCUGGCCGGGCGGCUCGUGCGGGUGGGCCCCCGCGGGCGGCACGCCAAAGGACUGCCAGGCCGCCGCCUCCACGCUCGAUGCGCCAGGGGCGGGCAUGCCCCAGCCGGCGCCCAGGGCCCACGGAGGCAUGCCUGUGUGGCCUGCCAUGGGCCCCAUGCCCGCCGGAAACCUGCCACAAGACCCGGCGGCGGCCCCAUGUUGCCAGCAACGCCCGCGCCUGGCGCGACCGGCCUGGGGCCGUAGGGGAAGGCCGAGCCCGAGGGCAUGCCGGGCACAAACUCGCGCGCGCCCUUGUCCGCCCACAGGCUGUGGAGGUCCGAGGCGCUCUGCCCCGCGCCCGCGGCUGCGGCUCCGGCGCCAGCGUCCCACUGCCCGGCCGGCGGUGCGGAGCCGCCGGACCACAUUGCUCCCCGGGUCGCACAGCCACGCGCGGUCCUGCCCGCCGCCAGCCUGGUGGCGUGGAGAACCGCGUGUGGCUUGGUGGAGCCCCCCUCCCUGGUCCAGGAGGGGGCCCCACCAGACCUGGAGCCA